UGCAGCUCACUCUCCGAUCUCCUCACAUCACAACACUGAACACUGCCCCGUUUCCUCUGCCUCCUUGUCUGGCUUCAUUGUUUUGGAAGAAGAGAAGUUCAGCAGCGGCCUCAGGGCUUUCCUGGUCCUGUCGACCUCUGACCCCCCCCUCACAUCACCCCCUCCCCCUCCUCUCCCUGCCAUGUCCAACGACAGCAGCCUCCUCAGCGUCUGGGAGGCCUCUGACUGGGCGGACACCUCCCAGUGCCCGCCCUCGGUAGGUGGAGCGACUUUCUUGAUCGUGGCGUACAGCGCCGUCAUUGCGAUCGGGUUGCUAGGCAAUGCAGGCCUAGUGUUCAUCAUCACCCGGCAACAGGAGCUGCGCAACGUCACCAACAUCCUGAUCGCCAACCUGUCAUGCUCCGACAUCCUCAUGUGUGUGGUCUGUCUUCCUGUUACCGUCAUAUACACGCUGAUGGACCGCUGGGUGCUGGGGGAGGCGCUAUGUAAGGUGACUCCCUUUGUUCAGUGCAUGUCAGUGACAGUCUCUGUCUUCUCCCUGGUGCUGAUUGCUCUGGAGCGUCACCAGCUGAUCCUCCAUCCCACCGGCUGGUCCCCGGCGGCGGGACACUCCUACCUGGCCGUAGGGCUGACGUGGCUGGUCGCCUGCUUCAUCUCUCUGCCCUUCCUGUCCUUCAACAUCCUCACAAAUGACCCCUUCCAGAACAUCAGUCUGCCCGCUAACCCCUUCAGGGACCAUCUGAUCUGUAUGGAGCUGUGGCCGUCAGAUAAGCAUCGUCUCGCCUACACCACCUCCCUGCUGCUCUUCCAGUACUGCCUGCCUCUGCUGCUGGUGCUCCUCUGCUACCUCAGGAUCUUCCUCCGCCUGAGACGACGCAGGGACAUGCUGGAGCGCAGCAGGAGGACUCAGGGAGCCCAGAGGAUUAACGCCAUGCUGUUAGCUAUUGUCGUAGCCUUCGCUCUGUGCUGGCUGCCGCUGAACGUCUUCAACACGCUGUUUGACUGGCACCACCAGGCCCUACCUGACUGCCAGCACGACGCUGUCUUCUCUGCCUGCCACCUGACGGCGAUGGCCUCCACCUGCAUUAACCCCGUGGUGUACGGCUUCCUCAACAGCAACUUCCAGAGGGAGCUGAAGUCGACGCUGCAGCGCUGUCAGUGUGGUAAGCGGACGGUGGAGAGCUACGAGAGCUUCCCCCUCUCCACUGUGGGCAGCGAGGGCAUGACCAAAGCCACGUCCCUCAACAGGAUGGGGUCAGUCUCACCCAGACCUGAGUUCAGCUCAGUGAUACCUGUGAAAACAAUACCAGCAAACAGCUUCUGAUGACGACCAAACUGUUUUCUGACAAGUGGCUGACAGCUGGAACAGACUGUCUGAGACCGCUGCGUCAAAUACUGCUUCAGCUUUUACUUUCCACAACUUUCCUGCCGGAGUAAAACUUUGCUGUCAGGGUGCAACCACUUAUUUCACUCAGACUGACUGUUCGGGGGCAGGAAACAUCGAGGACGGAGGCUGUCUGAUGAGGCUUCAAGUCCAGAAAGCAAAGCAGAAUUGUGUACAUCGACUCUGCUGAGGGAAACAGAGAGGAAGCAGAGGAGCUGGUAGAACAGCCUGUUAUGCCCCACCCCCCUUGGUUACUGUUGCUAUGGUCGUUGAUCUUUGCAUUGUAGAAUGUUUGGUUUACGACGAUAACGGCGGCAGAUCUCUCAAACAGCAGACAAAAACACUUUCUCAGUUUUAGCCAUCGACCUCGGCCUGGCUAAAAUUACAACUGUUGCCAGCAGAUGUGAAGAGCUCCAGCUAAAGGCAGCUAAUUAACGUUAGCUUCAGUGCGUUAGAGUCAUAUUGUUAGAUGGACUUGUUUUAGGUACGUGACACCACACAUGAUGGCAUCAUGCUAAAAGACUAAAGUUAACAGGUAGAAAGUGAGCGAGCACUGCUUUUGUAUUACAUGAUGUGUGAUGCCAACAAAACUACCAUUAAGGCACAAACGCACCACACUGACGGUUGGUCGGCAGUCAAUGUCGAGCCGUCGGGGAGUGUCCGUGGCCCUCGACAGAGCUAGCUGGCCUUUUUUUCCUGCUGAUGUUGAAUCAGCGUCAGUGAAUGCAGAGCCUGUCGGUGAAUGACCUCCCUCUGACUGUCAGCUGAGCUCAGGUCACGAGAAGAGAAACAGGAAGUGAGUUGAGUAAAGGAGGAGCUAACGACCAAAACCAACUUGUUCCAUCAGGUCAGAUUAUUUUUCUUUUUAGCAGAAACGUUUCCUGAUGGUUUGUGUUAUUGUUCAUGUGCUAACUGGCUAACUAGCAUCAAGACGCUCUUCUUGUUGAUGAAUACAGACGACCGCCGUCUGCUGCUGUGGAGAGUCGUUUCCUCUCAGCAGGAGCAGAACGGACGAGCUGAUUGGCCGUCGGUUUGGUGUGUACGAUGUGAGGUGACGCAGCAAGGGGUCUUCAUCACCGCUAGUUCUCUGAAGUCACUUUGGUGUGUGUGGGUUGGUAGUGUUCAUCGUCUCCUCCCACAAAGAAACUGAGUUGUUGUUUAAUCGCUAACAAUGAUCAAUUCUAGUCGGCACUCAGGUGUAACUUUCCAGUUUCAUCACCAUGCAAUAUUAUAUCAAUAUUGGAUCUUUAAUCAUUGAAUCAAUAUAUCGUUCCAGAUUGAUGGAUCAUUACACCCCUCAUUGUUAAUGUGCUACCUGGCUAACUAGCGUCAACACGCUCUUCCUGUUUCCCUUUUUAAUGACGAACACAGACGACCGCCGUACGAACUGGUUGGCCGUCGUUCAUGCGCAACUUUUUGACUGAGACACGUCAACAUGAGGCGACGCAGCAGGAGUCUUCAUCACCGCUGUUUGGAUCCAUCAGCUAUAGAACAAAAACACAACGCAUGUAACAGGCAUAAUUUGACACACCGUCCCUGAACGUCCAAAACUGACAGAGUGGACCGAGACCGCCAUAUUUGGACAUGUCGGUCCGCCCCCAAAGCGGUGGUAUUUGAUGACUUUGGAGUGAGAAUGUGUUCAUGUCAUUUGGGGCCCUUUAAGACACAACACGACGGCGGGAACACUGCGCUCUGAAAAGCCAUUAUUUCCGAUGGCCAUGAUGACUUUUCGCUGUGUUGAGCAAAGCGCAGCCACUUGGCGAGCUGGAUCACAGCGGCGAGUGCAGCUAAAAAUCGUGUUUUAUCCGAGAGGGCCUUUCCUUGAGCUGUGCCUGGUCACAGACCUGUUGCUCAGGACAGUCAGUGAAAUAUGGAAAAAUGUGAAAGGAGUGACACAAACAUGGCGAAAAGAAAAAAGGAAACUGCUCUCUGACGUACGUGUUUUCUAUGUGACUUUCCAAAGUGUAAAUGAUGUCAUUAUGAUAGUGAACACUGUUGAUUAGCAUCUUAUGAGCAUUUUAAAAGUGUGGUGGAGAUUAAUAAACACAGUGGAAGUCAAUGAGGCUGCUCAACAUUAAUAUGCUAAUUUA
Messenger RNA from Epinephelus fuscoguttatus (brown-marbled grouper), 3474 nucleotides. It is a transcript of the gene npy8ar, whose product is annotated as neuropeptide Y receptor Y8a. Gene Ontology annotation, biological process: G protein-coupled receptor signaling pathway. Gene Ontology annotation, molecular function: neuropeptide binding; neuropeptide Y receptor activity. Gene Ontology annotation, cellular component: neuron projection; plasma membrane. NCBI's taxonomy places the organism in Eukaryota, Metazoa, Chordata, Actinopteri, Perciformes, Serranidae. The coding region runs from base 182 to 1324 and encodes 380 amino acids. The record is from RefSeq and is a predicted model, not a curated record. The transcript is spliced from 4 exons.